GAUGAGGAGAUAACCUGCGUGUUUCACUUCUGCUGUUCACCUUUUCUUUUUGUGAAGUUCUGCUUAUUUCACAGAAAGCUGUCUGAUGACUGCGGACCCGCACCGCUUUGACGCAUCAUUUACUCACUGAGCGAAACGGGCUCUCUCUCUCCACUUUCUGGGUGAAAGUUUCUCAUUUCUGCUGGACGGGGCAGACAGCGGCGGACGCGGCAUGUCUCUGAGCAGAGGAGUCGAACUCGAGCACUUCGAGGAGCGAGGCAGGACCCACCGCGCUCCGAAGACCAACCCGGGCUCUGGGUCUCACUGCAGGUCUAAAGGCGGCGGUCUCGCGCCCAGCCCGGCGCACAGCACGCACUGCAGCUUCUACCGCACGCGCACCCUGCAGUCCCUCACCUCCGAGAAAAAAGCCCGGAAAGUGCGCUUCUACCGCAACGGGGACAAAUACUUCAAGGGUUUGGUGUACGCCGUGUCCAGCGACCGGUUCCGGUCCCUGGCUGCGCUGCUCAUGGAGCUGACGCGGUCCCUGUCGGACAACGUCAACCUUCCCCAGGGAGUCCGGAUGCUGUACACGGUGGACGGCGGCAGGAAGAUCACCAGCCUGGACGAGCUGCUGGAGGGUGAGAGCUACGUGUGCGCCUCUAAUGAGCCAUUUCGAUGCGUAGAUUACACCAAGAAUGUCAAUCCCAACUGGACAGUAGGCAGUAAGACGGGUACAUCACGUUCCCUCUCAUCCCUCAACCAGUUAAAGAGUGAACUACAGCGGGAAUCCAAGGAGUUCAUCAGACCCAAACUUGUCACAGUGAUUCGCAGUGGCGUCAGGCCUCGCAAAGCGGUUCGGAUUCUCCUCAAUAAGAAAACAGCGCACUCCUUUGAACAGGUGCUCACGGAUAUUACUGACGCCGUCAAGUUGGACUCCGGAGCUGUGAGAAGGCUUUACACUUUGGAAGGCAAGCAGAUUACCUGCCUGAAAGACUUUUUCGGGGAUGAUGAUGUGUUCAUAGCAUGUGGUCCAGAGAAGUACCGCUAUGCCCAGGAUGACUUUGUGUUGGAGCAUAGCAGUAAGGCCUCCUCGGCCCUGAUUACUGAAUGCAAAGUCCUAAAAACAUCCUACAGUCGAUCUACUACUCCUAACUGGGCUGGAAAGAGCCCCAGACCUUCACGACGCAGCAAGUCCCCAGGGUCUGCAAGGAAACCCAUUCAUCACUCCAGUUUGUCUUCAAUCAAGUCCCAGGUAAACGGUGUCUCAGCUCACAGGUCCACUAAAUCCUCCACUCCAUCUCCCACCAGCCCGUCUCCACGAGCCAUCCCCCGUUUAAAGCUACCACUGUCAUUUCAAACAUCCUCCCCUAAUGUGAAUGGGAAUGACUCCAUAAAUAAUCACCUAGAGAAAACAGUGAGUCCAGAAGUUAAUGGAAACCAGUGCCCAGCAGCCUCCAGCAUCUUGGAAAAAUACAUUGUUGGCAAGGUGAUUGGGGAUGGGAACUUCGCUGUGGUUAAAGAGUGUGUGGAGAGGUCCACGGGGAAAGAGUUUGCUCUCAAGAUCAUCAACAAAGCCAAAUGCAGUGGAAAGGAACACCUCAUAGAAAAUGAAGUUGCUGUGCUGCGCAGAGUGAAACACCCAAACAUCAUCAUGCUGAUCGAGGAGGUGGACACGCCCUCUGAGUUGUGUCUCGUUAUGGAGUUGGUUAAGGGAGGGGAUCUGUUUGAUGCCAUCAUGUCCUCAGCCAAGUACACAGAGACAGAUGCCAGCACCAUGGUCCACAACCUGGCUGCAGCACUGCUGUAUCUGCACAGCAUCAACAUUGUCCACAGAGACAUUAAACCUGAGAACCUGCUGGUGUUUGAGGAUCCAGAUGGCUUCAAGUCGCUGAAACUCGGGGACUUUGGCUUGGCCACAGUCGUGGAGGAGCCGCUGUUCACUGUAUGUGGAACCCCAACAUACGUGGCUCCAGAGAUCAUUGCCGAGUCGGGGAACACUGGACCAGCUCUACACCCCCAGCAGGGUCCUGGAGGACGAACGACUGGAGCGAUGGAUGGAUGGACGGGCGACUGGAUGGACGGACGGAUGGGAGGAUCGAAGGACGGACGGACGACCGGAUGGAAGGACGGAUGGAUGGAAGGACAGACGGAACUUUUUCACGUGGGAUUUCCUUUUUCUGUUUGCCGUUGGUUUUACAUCUUCUACUGCACAUAUGUCAAAGUCAAGGCCCGCGGGCCGGAUCCAGCCAAUGAAGCCGCUGCAGCACGAGUGGCUUCAUUUCAUCAGCAAUCAGAGUGGAGAUCAACUUUCAGGUUCCCCUCCUCAGAAAUGGUCAAACGUUAUGGCCUUAAAGUGGAUGUUUGGGCUGCAGGUGUGAUCACCUACAUCCUAUUGUGUGGCUUCCCUCCAUUUAGAAGUGAGAACAAUCGGCAAGAGGAGCUCUUUGAACAGAUACUUCUCGGGAAAUUGGACUUUCCUUCUCCGUACUGGGACAACGUCUCUAACUCAGCUAAGGAUUUGAUCAGCAGGAUGCUGCAGGUGAAUGUGGAGGCUCGAAGUACGGCGAAGGACGUCCUCUCACACCCCUGGGUCACGCAUGACGCAGUGAUGAAGACCAACAUGAAGACGGAGGUUUCAGGUAAACUGAAGACGCACUUCAACGCGGCACUGAAGCAGAACAGCACCACAGCCGGAGUGUCCGUUAUCAUGAACACGGCUCUAGAUAAGGAGACCCUUCAGCGCUACGCUCUGAGCUCUUCAGAACCGCGCUUUGAGCCAAGCUCAGACGUAGAGGACGUCUCGUCUGCUCUCCCAAACGAACUGGCUUCUCUCACUGAACAAGUAUCACGCGACAAAGAUCCAGACGCCACAAAGUGUGUUUUUCCAACCGUGACUGCUUAUCCUGGGGACCGUCAGCGGACAGAGCCUCUUCCUGUUCCUGCACGUUUGCUUCCCCACUCUGCCGAAGCUUUCCUUCUUUCCUCCCCUCCGGAAAAAGAGUCGCCUCCUUCAUCACUCUUUCUGACUCCAUGCACAUCCUUGGCUCCCUCCUCGCCCUCUGCUCUUCAUCUUUUCUCUUGCGUGACUCCCUCUUCAACCCCAUCAUCUGCCAACCAUCCUGCCCCGGACCGCUCCUCUCCCACCCACCAGUCGUCCCCAUGCCCCAUUUCCCCCAUCCCACCUUUCGUUUUCUUCCCACUCUCUUCUCCGUCAAAACAAGCUCCCACCUCGCCAUCUUCUGUCCAGCCGACUCUGUUCCCUUCUCCCCCUUCCACGCCGCCAGCUGCUCCCCCUCCUUCCUACCCUCUACGAGCUGAAGAACUUCUAGAGCAGAUCUAAAAUCUUGAUGCGUUCCAGUCCAGAUGGAUCCACGGCAUUACUCUGUGGAUCAAGAGGACAAACUGUCAGUGUGAAUUUCUCAGAUGUGAACUGAGCCAGAGACUCUGGUGGCAGCAGGAUUCAUCCAGAUGCUUCGUGAAAGACAGAGGAGUCUGAAUGUACAUUAUGUUUAUUUAUUAAAAUGCAGACUGUCGUGAAUUUGUUAGCCCUCUGAAGUAAUAUGUUACUGUAUCUCAUCGAGCUUUUCUUUUUGGAUCUCUCUUUGCUUUCCUGUAGUCCACUAGUUUAGAUUAAGGGAAAAAAGUUGGAAUAUGAGCUGUUAUUGCUUUAGCAGAUAAAAUUGAGUUUGUUUCUGAUGCAGACGUUCCAGCACAUUUAACCUUUACUCCAUUGUUGUUAUUCUUGACCUCAGUAGUUCAGUCUUCUUGAUUAAUAACAGUUACAAUUUAGUUUACCUUGGAUGAAGUAGCGCAGAGUUUAACACCAAGUAGUUAAUAAAGAAAUCUGUCCUUCAA
This is a messenger RNA of Poeciliopsis prolifica (blackstripe livebearer), 3834 nucleotides long. RefSeq names its product serine/threonine-protein kinase DCLK2-like. The record is from RefSeq and is a predicted model, not a curated record. Gene Ontology annotation, cellular component: microtubule cytoskeleton. Lineage: Eukaryota; Metazoa; Chordata; Actinopteri; Cyprinodontiformes; Poeciliidae. The transcript is spliced from 18 exons. The coding region runs from base 212 to 3319 and encodes 1035 amino acids. Gene Ontology annotation, molecular function: ATP binding; protein kinase activity. Gene Ontology annotation, biological process: intracellular signal transduction; protein phosphorylation.